AUGGAUAUCCAUGCGAUCUUGGAUCGCGGCUUACUGCAGGUCGAUGACCGUGGCGGUGGCGCCGCGGCGGGCGAGGCCCCAGAGGCCGCUGCCGUGGCGGGCGAGGCUCCAGAGGCACCAGCUGCCGUGAACGAGGGCGAGGCUCCAGAGGCACCAGUCGUGAUAGUUGGUCAGGCUCCAGAGGCACCAGUCGUGAUAGUUGGUCAGGCUCCAGAGGCACCAAUCGCUGAGGCGCCCGCCGCUGUGGAUCUCAGCAGUUAUCCUUCAGAGCUCGCAGUUCCACGGGUGGUCAAAUUCAGAAGAUGGUCCAGAGAGCACAUGCAGCAUAUGAGAGAGGCGUUGGCCAAGAAACGGAUGGCACAACUCAGGAGUGACCUGGUCGACGCACGGCGCACUCACAGAGAUUCGAUUCAGGCGAUCACCACCUUGCUUCCAGAUGCGAGCAAGUUGAUUCCACGGUCGAAGGCUCAUGCGAUUGGGAGGAGACGUAAGCCGCUGGAGCCAUGCGAUGUGUCGAUUGCGUGUCGUGCAGCCCACCUUCCGAAGUCAGCCAAGCUCGCCCUCGGAGUGAAGCACACCAGGCUUGUGCUUGCGUGCGCUCGUGUGAUAGAGGCCAGGCAGGAGUUCGCGAUCGGCGCGAUGCUGAAGAGUGCUCGUUCUGCCACUGGUCGUCGACAGGACGGCGCCCAUCAGCCAUCUCCCCGUGGUGUUCACGUCACGUAUGCGCACAUGUGGGACGAGGUUGCCACUAAGUUCAGGUGGAAGCCGUCGAAGGCCUUCCGAGCUCGACGGACCACGACUCGACCAACCUUGGUGCAACGGGGCUGCGUCACGUGGUUGUUGUACAAUCGUCAGGCGAGUUUGGCAUCAGGUUACAGAGAAUACGUGCUCGUCAAGUCGUCGGCCUUGGCGGGGACAUCUGCUCAGUGCUUGUAUCCAGGAGUGCGGCGAGGAGUGCCUAAACAGUUUCGGCUUGACGACGGCGAGCAGAUGAAUACCAUCAGCGAGCAUGUCAAUUCCUUCACGUUUAUGCCCGUUGCGGACAAAGCAGGUUCCAACGUUGCGAUCAUGAAGCACUGGGGCCAGUUGCAUGAGUCUGAAACGCUGUCGUUGCCCAGGUCCCCGAAGAUCUUGUACUGGCCCGAAGUAUGCGGGAUACAUUUGCAUCACAGGGCCAAGCUCCAGGUGAAAGGGAUUCGAUCUCAUGUCAUGCGCCAUUACGGCAUCGCUCAGAUCCAGAAGCUUCAGAAGACAAUGACGAGAGUCACACGGGCAGUUGAGGUUUUGGUGAGGAAACGGUGCAAACGAAAGGUCGGCCCUUCGCCAGCUGGCGACGACACGUUUUUCAAUGUGAUCAACACGUUCUUUGAUUUCAGUGCCAAGCAUCACGAGCGAAAAAACGGUGGCCAUUCGCAACAGUGGCACGAUCUCCGUGAACUUUGCAGCUUGGUGAACGGCAGCUGGCGCGACAAGGAGUGGGUUCAUUGGUGCCACGACGCCAGCACGGGGCUGCCAUGCUGCAGGAGCGAAUCAGAGUGCAAGGAGAAGGUCACCAUCGCGGUGUGCAACGCCACGUGGGGGAACCAGGACAAGGUGCCAGCGGAGUCCAGGUGGACGAACACCCUGGCGAACUUCAAGCAGUCGCUCGUCCGUCGUCUAAUUUACCGCGUUGGCGUUGAUAGCUUCUGCUUGGACUUGGAGUGCGAGGCAGGCGACGGCGACGCGGACGAUCACGUGAAGCUCGAUGGUGAGAGUAGGGGCGAGUUCCAUGCCAUGGUCAACAGGCUUAGGAAUAAAAAGAUCAAGGAGUAUUACCAGUGUGACGAGAACUUUUGGCAGCUUGGGGUCUAUGUCGCAAUCCUUGAGAUUUCGGACGGUUGUUUACUUUACCCACUGCUCAGGGACCCCAUUCCAGAUGACGAGUCGAUUCCCAGCAAGAUGGAUGUGUUGCUCGACCCGCGCAAUGGGAAGGUCGAGGAGUGCUUCGCAUUGUUGCUCGGCCUUUUGAAGUCGUGGACGAAUCGAGAGGACACUAGCGACCAUCCUUGGACUGUGUUGGAAGCCAUUGGAGCGCCAAUGGAGUCAGAGGCGUUCCAGCGCUGGACUCGAUCUCAGAUUCUUCGGCUCUCUUCUGCGCUGUACAGGAGGUACGAACUACGCCUUUCAUCGUGGCCAUACAAGCUGUAUGCGCUGAUUUCGGCAGAUGAUUACACGGAGGAGCAGAGGACGAGUUUGGCCCAGGAGUUGCUCGAUGCUGACGCCGACGUGCUGGACGUCUACAGUCGCGGCAUCCGCCGCUUGUACCCCACAGUGCAACGCUUGCUGUCCUUCGACUGCUACUCCACGCUCCUGGCCGACUUCCGCAGCCACCCGUAUGGCAUCGACUUCAUCGAGAGGCUCAACAAGCAGAUGACGCAUAAGAACACCAAAUCGACCAGCGGGAAGAACAUGUCGUACGCGUGCAGGGAGGACUUCCUGCAGCAGGCGGCCGUGGUUCAUCAGCAUCGCGGCGGGUCACAUCCCCUGAAGGCCAGGUGCGGGCAGCAGGCGUCGAAGCAAGAGACUGUGCGCUACAACCCGCUGCUUGCGAGUUAUAUCGCAGGCGUCCAUAGCGAUGCAGGCGGUGAUGUGCUUCCCGUUCUGGAUUCUGGCGGCGACGUCGACGCGGAUGCGAUCGUAGAGUGGAGCGGCGACAACUUCACUGCUGACGGCGUGGUGGCGACAGGGGGGGCGCUGGAUUUCGAUAUCACGUCUUCCCAGUCGUCGCAGGAGGAGGGGAGGCGCGCUGGCUUGAGCGUUUUUCUGCUCGAGCGCAAUCGGUGGAUGCAGGCGGCCAGACGUCUGCAGGGGAGGAGUCCGCGGGGGUUCGACCUCAUCGAGCGCGGCAUCUUUAACUUCAUUGCCAGCGUCGGGAAAGCCGUCGCGGACGAGGGUGACCUCAUGAUCAUGGUCGACGGCCCGUCGGUCCAUGUCGCAGGUUCGCACUGCAGGCGGCUCGCGCUGGUCACUGGCACGACCUACAACCCCCACGUCUUCGACGUCACCGAGGUGGAGUUCGAUCGGGCCGACUUGCACUCGGUCGAGGUCCUGGAGUUGCCUUGCGACGCCGUCAUCUCGACCAGGGCAUGCAAGAUGGGGUGGAGAGAGCCGCCGCUGGGGACCCCGACUGUGUCCACGCGCACGUCAGACGAGUGGAUCGCGAAGUGCUUGGGCGAGAUGAAGGCGCUGAAGCUGCAUCGGCUGACCUAUGUCGUGAUCACUCCGACGGGUUCGCUCGAGUGGUCUCGCAUCACCCAGUGCGAGUUGCUCGGCGACCUCUGGGCGGACGGCGUGAAGUCACCCUUGACAUUCGGCACUAAGUCUAGCAAGACCGACUACGAGCGCGGCACGUCGCUGAUGUCGAAGAUGUUGCGCGGGGACCCGUUCGAUGAGAAGGGCAAGGAUGCCGUGCACAAGCACGGCAGAGGCCAGCACGGUGGCAGAGGGCGGGGUGCUGCGAGAGGUCGAGCUGGUCGUUCUGGCAGAGGCAGAGCUGCUGGCGCGAGCGUCGCAGCCAUCGCCGACGCCGAGCCGGUGCCAGAGGACACGGACGGUGGCGACAGGCGUGACCCCAGUGACAUCGACAUGCGUGAUAGCGAGGAGGAACUUUCUUCUGAUGGCGAGCUCGAGGCAGCGCAUGCCAUUCCCGACCAGAAGGCCGAUGCGGAUGCAGCCGAGCUUGAGGUGGACCUCGACUUCCAGAAGCACUUGGAGGAGUCACUCCGAGAAGGGGCAGAUGCCAUCGGCUUGGUCGAAGACCCAGCCGCGCCGAUUGCUCCUGCAGGUGGCGAUGAUGCAGCUCCCGAGGUUCAGCCAUGGGAGGAAGUCGACGGGCCGUCAGCAGCUGGGUAUUGUUACAGGCACGGGCGCUGCAUUGGUCGCAUCCAGCGCGGCAACCCCGUGGGGUCCGUGUACGUGACUUGCUCCAUCCACACGAAGUGCAAGCUCACGAUGACCGCGUCCCGCGCCCCAGAUGACGGCGUGCUCAAGCAGUGGUUCUUCGAGGUCCCUGCGCCCCCGCCUGGUGCGACAUCCGAGCAGCGGGCCAAGCUGGCGAAGAGGCACAUGAACAGGGGCAAGCGCAGGUGGUACGCUCGUGCUCCUCCGCCGUCCAGCGACGAGGAGAUUGGCGGAGCUUGA
This is a messenger RNA of Prorocentrum cordatum, 4179 nucleotides long. NCBI's taxonomy places the organism in Eukaryota, Dinophyceae, Prorocentrales, Prorocentraceae. The record is from the annotation of a GenBank genome assembly.